Molecule: messenger RNA, 1782 nt
Organism: Pyrus x bretschneideri (Chinese white pear)
Lineage: Eukaryota; Viridiplantae; Streptophyta; Magnoliopsida; Rosales; Rosaceae
Product: glutamate decarboxylase 4-like
Exons: 2
Coding region: 1103-1489 (128 amino acids)
Biological process (GO): L-glutamate catabolic process
Cellular component (GO): cytosol
Molecular function (GO): pyridoxal phosphate binding; glutamate decarboxylase activity
Source: RefSeq, a predicted model, not a curated record
GGAAGGACAAUAAACAAGCUCAAAGUUUCCUGUGCGAAUCCGGCAAGAUUUAUCACAGACAGAAGAAACGAGUAAGAUAUCCCUAUAAAUACCGCAUAAAUGGUCUUCAACCCUCUUCCCCAAGCAACCCCAAUCUCACGUUUGUAAUUCGUACAUAUACCCCUCUCCCUUCAAUCAAUUUUCUCACCAAUUAGCCAGUUUAAUUGUGUGAUUUCAGCUUUGCCCUAAUAUCUUGUCCUUCCCCUAUCCCUCUCCCUGUCAGUCUCUACUGGUUUAAACUAGCAUGGGGCUCUCAAAAACCUUCUCAGAGUCCGAUGUCUCGGUCCGCUCCACCACUAGCUAUAUCCUAACCUCACCGGCUAAGUACGUAUGUUGUUUUUUUCUGAUUGAAUUAAUCAUGCAUGACCCUCCCCUGACAUCCAACUUCGACUUAUCCUUUCCGUAGAUUAGAAUUGAGGUUGUUAGAAUAUGAGCAUGAGUAUGAAUUGGUAAACUUGGUUGUAGGAUUAGAGAUUGAGUAGGAAGUCUUGUUGGGAAUGGAUUUGUAAAUCCAUGUUGUAACUGGAUUGCUAUUUGGAAUGAAUUGGUAUUCUAUAUGGUUUUUAAUAGGGGAAUCCUUAUAGAAUUUGGCUUAGAUUGUAUAGUAUAUAUAUGGUGGCCUCUGCUCUCGCAGUGAGUACUCGAUAUAAGACUAAGAGCUAUUAUUAGUUGAGAGUCUCGUUCACUGAAGAGAGGAGAAGGUGCACCACGACUUUGCUGCAGAAAUCAAGCUUCGAACUCUUCUGCAGGGUUAUGGUGUUGCAUGCAGGUACGAGAUGCCGGAGAAUUCGAUGAGUGAAAAGGUGGCGGCCCAGAUGAUAAAGGACGAGCUGAAGCAGGAUGCGGACCCAGGGAUGAACUUGGCCUCGUUUGUGACAACAUCGAUGGACAAGAAGGCUAAAGAGCUUAUCAUGGAAUCCCUCGACAAGAACUAUGUUGACAUGGAUGAGUACCCUGCUACCACUGAGCUUCAGGUUCGUGUCCAGACCACAAAGAAGGAAAAAAAACGAAAACUUGCAAAAUUAUAAUUAAAUUAUACAUUGUAGUGCUACACUACCUCGCAAUGGUGGUGAAAGAAGGGGGUAGAAAAACCGGGCGGUUUAAGAUAUUGUCAAGGGACAUUGGGGUUCUGGUGGUGGCGUUUUCUCUCAAGGACAGAAGCCGUUACAAUGAGUUUAAGGUGUCCGAGGGUUUGAGGCGUCACCAAUUUAUUGUGCCUGCAUAUCACAUGUCAGCGGAUGCUAAGCAUGUGGCCUUGCUCCGCGUUGUCAUAAGGGGAUACUUCUCUUGCACUAAGACUGAGGGCCUUCUGUCCUGCAUCAACGCCGUGCUUAAAGAGCUCGAUGAGCUGCAUCCAGUUGCUGCCAUUCAAGAAAAUGGUCAUCAUAAACUGUCUCUAAAAGGAGUUGCAAAUGGAAACGGUGAGCUGCCACCAGCUGCCUACCGUUGAAAAUGGCCAUCACAUAGUGUGCACAAAAGGAGCUGCAAAUGGAAAUGGUGUGACAGAGAAUGGCCAGAACGGCGCAAAAUACUACUAGUCGCAUUGUUGGAGUGACCAAACAUGACAUACAUCUCAAUUAAUCCAAACCAGAUUUUAACAUUUUUUUUGUCGGAAAUCGAUUUUAUUAGAUCGAUGGUAGGAGUUUUUGUUUCUUUUGUUUUGGUGUUUUUGUUUCUUGGCAUGAUCAAAUACGUUCAGCAAUAGUACUCAUUAAGUGCUGAAAUUUCAUUAGAAAUUCUUUU